Molecule: messenger RNA, 990 nt
Organism: Aspergillus costaricaensis CBS 115574
Lineage: Eukaryota; Fungi; Ascomycota; Eurotiomycetes; Eurotiales; Aspergillaceae
Product: dihydrofolate reductase
Exons: 2
Coding region: 97-990 (297 amino acids)
Biological process (GO): tetrahydrofolate biosynthetic process; folic acid metabolic process; dihydrofolate metabolic process
Cellular component (GO): mitochondrion
Molecular function (GO): dihydrofolate reductase activity; NADP binding
Source: RefSeq, a predicted model, not a curated record
CUCCCUCCCUCACUACCACCGACCAGCCUCAUACAACACAUACCUACCACCAUCACCACCACCACCACAAUUCUUCUCAAAAGAAUAACCACCAAAAUGCCUCCCACACCCCGCCCCCUAACCCUCAUCGUCGCAACCACCCCCAUCCCAACCCCAACCCCAACCCCCACCAGCACCACCGAGAGCAGCAGCAGCAGCACCACCCCAAUCCGCCUCGGCAUCGGCCACUCCGGGACACUCCCCUGGCCACGAAUCAAAACCGACAUGUCAUUCUUCGCCCGGGUGACCUCCCGCCCGCCAGUGCCCGGAACCACCAACGCAAUAAUAAUGGGGCGGAAGACGUACGAUUCCGUGCCGGCGCAUCUGCGUCCGCUGGCGAAGCGCAUUAGCACGGUCAUUACCCGGGAUGUGGAGGGGUUGAAACCUCGGGUGGCGAGGGAGGUUGAGGAACGGAAAGCUAAGUUGGCUGCGUCUGCGUCUGCGUCUGCUGCAUCUACAUCUGGGGGUAAUGGUAAUGCUGUGCAGCCAGCGACAGACGCGAUCGUGUGCGGGGGAUUGGAUGAGGCGCUGCAGGAGCUGGAGACGAGGUAUGGAGAAGGGAAACUAGGCAAGGUGUUUGUGAUUGGUGGGGCGGAGAUAUAUGGGGCUGUUUUGGCUGCGAAAGGAGGGCCGGUGAGGAUUGUGAUGACGAAUGUGGAGAAGAAGGGGUAUGCGGAGGGAGAUCGGGGGGAGGUGUUUGAGUGUGAUACGUUUUUCCCGGUGGAUGAGGAGUUGUUUGGCGAGAAGGAGGGGUGGAGGAGGGUUACGCCGGAGGAGGUUACGGAGUGGGUUGGGGAGGAGGUUACGGGGAGGUGGAUUGAGGAGGGGGAUGUUAGGGUGCAGAUGAAGCUAUGUGCGCGGGCGUACGUGGAUGUCUAUCAUGGUAAAGUUGAUACAGUUCUGGCAGAGUCUAUGUAUACGGCAGAUAUGUACAGUCUAGAUAACAACUAG